CAGACGACGAACUUACGUCAGAUAUUACAAAAAAAUUGUGAACUUGUAACAUGGCAAUGUUUUUGUACAAAUUGUUCUCGGUCAUUUUGUUGUUCCUCACAAUUUUCAUGAAAUGCGAUGCAAAAUAUGAAGGAUUAUUUUUCUCUCGUGAUGAAACUAGUGAAAUUUAUAACAUUCCAAUGCUGAAGGAAGCUACAGCUAGAACUUUAGACAGUCUGGUAUUAUCUUCUCCCACAGCAAUUGCUUGCCCAGCCAAAUCAGGCAAUGAAGAUGAAUUCAACAAAUUGCAUUCAUUUGGAAAAAAUUGCUUGUUCGUACGAAAUUCUUACGAAAAGAAUUAUUUUGUAGAUGAUGAUAUGGAUAUUGAAAUAUGCGACAUUCCUUAUAAAUUGUCUUUAAUUUAUGACAAAACGACCGACGCUUUUUCAUUUGGUUUUGAAAUGUAUUAUGAAAAAUCCAAACACACCGGUUUCAUUAAUUCAAACCAAGAAAAUUAUACUGGGAUAACCAAUUUAUACUUACGAACACAAAUAUUACCGAAGACACCUACAGAAGAUACAGAAAAUUCAAAACUUCUUUUCUUGGAUGAUAAGACAGAGCUGGGUUUCAAAUGGAUUAAUGCAUUUCAAACAAAAUUCAACUUUGAAGUGAAUCGUCUGAUUGAAACUUCUUACAAUGCAUCCUAUACUGCUCGAGGACGUCGCAAAUGCGAUAAUUAUGAUUUAGGAAAUGGGUAUUUUCGCAAUAGAGACAUAAGUAAUCUAUACGACGAAUUAUACAGCGAUGCCAAUCAAAAGAGAAUGUUAGAAAAUAUCAAAUUACCUACAUCAGAACUUAGUGACAAAAAUAGAGAAGCCGCAUGUGAACCUGAACAUGAAUGUUUCGCAAAAUGGUUAUCUGUCCCAUCAGAACUAUUUCAUUAUCCAGCAGCAGAACCUACAUCGUGUUCAAAUUUACUAACGGUGCCAAUUUGGAAAAGUACAAUAGGAGAUGUGUUGAAAAAUCUCGACAUUUUCUUACAUGCAUUUUCUGAGGCAUUUAGCUACCCAUUGGGAAAUAUAACGAUACUUGCCGGCGUCCAAGGUAUACUCGAAUUACCAACCAAUUCUGAAGAUGACCAGUCGAAAAAAAUGAUCACAUUAGGUAUAAAUGAUAUGCCAGUACCCAACAUCAUUUAUAAAAUCAUCAAAUUCAAAACCGAAAUAUGCGACAAGAAUCCUAACUCCAAUCAAACGGAAAACGAAGAAUCAAAAAAACCAAGUUGUAAGUCGACUUUGAGAGCCAUGAUCGUGGUGAUUCACAUUAAUCCCUACUUUGACCGAGAAACCGACAGAAUUUGUGAAGAUGAGUGCAAAAACUGGAAAUGGGAUGAAAUACAAUACAGGAACACCGCUGAAGGAAGAAUUAAAUCAAAAUACAUAUAUUGUUGCUCUGCAAUGGACAAAAAAGUACGAGAACAGUUGGGAAUAAAAUACGAGUACAAUAAUGAAGCUGAAAAGCUAAAUACUGUAUCCAUAGAUGAUGUACUUUCUUUGGGACAUCUCCCCCUUUACGAUUACACAACUGAAAACUUUGAACCCAACGAUGUCAGUGGGCUUGUAGUAGAAUCCUACCAGCUCUUAAUGGAACAGGAGCAGAACCAAUCACAGUCUCACCAGAAUCAUUAAACAGAGCAUUCAUUAGAAUAAAUAACGAUAGCCCAAAAAGAUGUUCUCAAAAAGAAUGAACGUGUGUAAGACAUAGCCUACCUAAAUUAGGUGGGUAUAGGUACCUAUCUAAAAACCCAGUAUUCUUGACAGAGAACGCCAAUAAAUUAGUAUAAAAUGAACUGGAUUAAACUUCAAAAAUAGGUAAUUGUAACUUGUCUUAAUCCUGAUUGUUUGUUUAAAAUUUAGUCUAAUAUUUUCAAAUAUGUUUCUAAGGGUUUUUAUAAUUUGAGCCAUUUUUAAUUGAUAUUAGCUUAAGACAUUUAUAACAUUUUUAUGGACAUCAAUAGGUAAUUCAUUUUAAAUAAGAAAAUUUGCAAAACUCAUUU
This is a messenger RNA of Planococcus citri (citrus mealybug), 2035 nucleotides long. RefSeq lists its product as uncharacterized. The transcript is spliced from 7 exons. NCBI's taxonomy places the organism in Eukaryota, Metazoa, Arthropoda, Insecta, Hemiptera, Pseudococcidae. The record is from RefSeq and is a predicted model, not a curated record. Bases 51 to 1667 code for a protein of 538 amino acids.